AUGAGCAUCACCGACAUCCUGAGCCCUUCCGAUAUUGCUGCUGCCCUUCGAGACUGCCAAGGUAAGGAUAGUUUCAACCACAAAAAAUUCUUUCAGAUCAGUGGAAUGUCCAAAAAGAGUGGCAGCCAAGUAAAGGAAAUUUUCCGGAUCCUAGAUAAUGAUCAAAGCGGCUUCAUUGAGGAAGAUGAACUUAAAUUUUUCCUUCAGAGGUUUGAGUCCGGAGCCAGAGUGUUAACAGCAGCAGAAACCAAAACAUUUCUGGCAGCAGCAGACCAUGAUGGAGAUGGAAAAAUUGGGGCUGAAGAAUUCCAGGAAAUGGUGCACUCCUAA
Molecule: messenger RNA, 330 nt
Organism: Gekko japonicus
Lineage: Eukaryota; Metazoa; Chordata; Lepidosauria; Squamata; Gekkonidae
Product: parvalbumin, thymic CPV3
Exons: 4
Coding region: 1-330 (109 amino acids)
Cellular component (GO): cytoplasm; nucleus
Molecular function (GO): calcium ion binding
Source: RefSeq, a predicted model, not a curated record